Zingiber officinale is the source of this 1191-nucleotide messenger RNA. Its product is annotated as protein SUPPRESSOR OF QUENCHING 1, chloroplastic-like. NCBI's taxonomy places the organism in Eukaryota, Viridiplantae, Streptophyta, Magnoliopsida, Zingiberales, Zingiberaceae. The record is from RefSeq and is a predicted model, not a curated record. The transcript has 7 exons. Bases 96 to 1028 code for a protein of 310 amino acids.
AUCUAGUGGCUAUCAACGCUGAAGGGUAUUUUAGUCAUCUCGCUCACCGGCGCCUGUUAACGCCUCUCGUCUCCCUUCGCUCUUCGACGAGCCACAUGGCGCAAGGUUUCACAACCCUCGCGUUUCAAACUGUUUCUUUCCGAAUCUACCCUCCCCACUCUCCUCACUCUCUCGUUUCUGGAACCUUCUCCUCCGCCUCCGCUCUCCGCCGCCGCACGCCACUGAGCUUGGAUCUGAUGCCUGUUGGUCCUAGUGCCGCGGCCGUCGUUCUCGCUUCUCCCUCGCAGAAGGCGGAAGGAGAAGCGGUCCGGGUGGGAGAGGAGGGCGCGGAAUGGGGCAAGGUAUCCGCCGUCCUCUUCGACAUGGACGGUGUCCUUUGCAAUAGCGAAGAGCUUUCAAGGCUGGCGGCGGUCGAUGUGUUUGCUGACAUGGGCGUCUCCGUCACCACCGAUGACUUCAUUCCCUUCAUGGGGACGGGCGAGGCCAAUUUUCUUGGAGGUGUUGCCAGAGUGAAGGGAGUGAAAGGGUUCGAUCCAGAGGCUGCUAAAAAACGAUUUUUCGAAAUUUACCUUGCUAAGUAUGCGAAGCCGGAGGCAGGAAUUGGAUUUCCUGGAGGUCUUGAACUUAUCACGGAGUGCAAAAGAAGAGGACUUAAGGUUGCUGUUGCUUCUAGUGCUGACCGGAUCAAGGUUGAUGCAAAUCUGGCUGCUGCUGGUCUGCCUGUUUCUCUGUUUGAUGCAAUUGUAUCUGCUGAUGCUUUUGAGAAUUUGAAGCCUGCUCCAGAUAUAUUCUUAGCUGCAUCAAAGAACUUGAAUGUACCUGAAUCAGAGUGUAUUGUGAUUGAAGAUGCUCUUGCUGGCGUCCAAGCUGCAAAAGCUGCUCGGAUGAGGUGCAUUGCUGUUACCACGACAUUGUCCGAAGACAAGCUGCAGCAAGCUGGUCCAUCUCUUAUAAGAAAGCAGAUAGGGAAUGUUUCAAUCGAUGAUGUCCUGUAUGGUGGACAGCAUUCUCUUGAUCAAAGCGUUUAGCUUCAACAGAAGAGAUUUUUUGCUUCUGUAAUAAUAUGGCAAAGUAUCGAAUUUUCCUCAUCAUUGGGAAUGCCUGGGACUCUGGAAAGACGUUAAUAGUCGUGUAUUUGCACAAUAGAUGCGUCAUUUAUUUAUGAAAUCUAAUUAGACAAUUCCGCACUAA